CGGUAGAACAACAGAAAACAUCCGCAGGAUGAAUUAUCAACAGCAGCUCGCGAACUCAGCCGCUAUUCGCGCAGAGAUCCAGAGGUUCGAGUCCGUCCAUCCCAACAUCUACUCGAUUUACGAGCUUCUGGAGCGGGUGGAUGAGCCGCUUCUGCAGAACCAGAUAAGAGAGCAUGUCAUCGCUAUCGAAGAUGCCUUUGUGAACAGUCAGGAAUGGACCUUGAGCCGAUCAGUACCAGAACUCAAAGUGGGUAUUGUGGGUAAUUUGGCCAGCGGGAAGUCGGCGCUGGUGCACAGGUACCUGACGGGAACGUACGUACAGGAGGAGAGUCCAGAAGGUGGGCGUUUUAAAAAGGAGAUUGUGGUGGAUGGACAGAGUUACCUCCUCCUGAUUAGGGAUGAAGGGGGCCCCCCAGAGGCUCAGUUUGCUCUGUGGGUAGAUGCAGUGAUAUUCGUCUUCAGUCUGGAGGAUGAGAACAGUUUUCACACCAUCUAUCACUACUACAGCCGCCUGGCCAACUACCGCAACACCACUGACGUCCCGCUGGUGCUCGUGGGAACACAAGAUGCCAUUAGCGCGGCAAACCCUCGCGUCAUUGACGACACGCGGGCACGGAAACUGUCCAACGAUCUGAAGCGUUGUACCUAUUACGAGACCUGCGCCACCUACGGACUGAACGUGGAGCGCGUCUUCCAGGACGUGGCUCAGAAAAUUGUAGCAACACGGAAGAAGCAGCAGUUAUCAAUUGGACCUUGCAAGUCCCUCCCUAAUUCUCCAAGUCAUUCCUCUGUCUGCUCCGCUCCGGUCACAGCUGUGCACAUCAGUCAGACCAGUAAUGGUGGAGGCAGUUUGAGUGACUAUUCCUCUUCCGUGCCCUCAACCCCCAGUACCAGUCAGAAAGAGUUGCGCAUCGACGUUCCCCAAGCGGCCAACACGCCUACUCCGGUCCGCAAGCAGUCCAAACGACGCUCCAACCUUUUCACGUCUCGAAAGGGGAGUGAGCCAGACAAGGAGAAGAAAGGCCUGGAGGGCCGAGCAGACAGCAUCGGAAGUGGCCGAGCUAUCCCAAUUAAACAGGGAAUGCUGCUGAAGAGAAGUGGCAAAUCCUUGAACAAAGAGUGGAAGAAGAAGUAUGUCACACUCUGCGACAAUGGAGUCCUUACGUACCACCCCAGCCUGCAUGACUACAUGCAGAACGUGCACGGGAAAGAGAUUGACCUGCUGAGGACGACGGUGAAGGUCCCUGGGAAGAGGCCCCCCAGAGCCAUCUCCACCUGUGCCGCCCCGAGCCCCAAAACCAACGGCCUCUCAAAGGACAUGAGCAACCUGCAGCUGGUUCAAGCUCCAGGUUCAGUGACCAGUAGUACAUCUGCAUGUCAGAUGGCCAGUGGGAUCAGCCUGGUUUCGUUUAACAGUCGUCCGGAUGGGAUGCAUCAGCGUUCCUAUUCUGUGUCCAGCGCCGACCAGUGGAGCGAAGCCACUGUCAUUGCCAACUCAGGAGUCAGCACAGAUACUGGUUUGGGUGACUCUGUGUGUUCCAGUCCCAGUAUAUCCAGUACCACCAGUCCAAAGAUGGACCCGCCACCCUCGCCGCAUGCUAACCGUAAGAAGCACAGAAGGAAGAAAAGUACCAGCAACUUCAAAGCCGACGGCCUCUCUGGUACUGCAGAAGCCAAACGUAAAGCGUGGAAACUAAAUCGCGUGGGUAGUCUGCGCAACAUUUACAGCAACAAACAAGAGGAGAACUAUGAGUUCAUUAUCGUGUCUCUGACGGGUCAGACGUGGAACUUUGAGGCGACAUCGUACGAGGAGCGUGAUGCCUGGGUACAGGCCAUAGAGAGUCAAAUCCUGGCCAGUUUACAGUCCUGUGAGAGCAGCAAGAACAAGUCGCGGCUGACCAGUCAGUCUGAGGCCAUUGCGUUGCAGUCUGUGAGAAACCUCAGAGGAAAUUCGCGCUGUGUGGACUGUGAGGCCCAGAACCCAGACUGGGCCAGUCUGAACCUAGGGGCUCUGAUCUGUAUAGAGUGUUCUGGAAUCCAUCGGAAUCUGGGCACACAUCUUUCCCGCGUUCGCUCCCUCGACCUUGACGAAUGGCCCCUAGAACUCAUCAAGGUCAUGUCUGCCAUUGGCAACGAGCUGGCCAACAGUGUGUGGGAGGCCAACGCACAAGGGCGCAUGAAACCCGCCCCGGACGCCAGCAGGGAAGAGAGGGAACGUUGGAUCCGGGCGAAGUACGAACAGAAACUGUUUGUGGCAUCGUUGCCAUGCACAGACCUGCCACUGGGGCAGCAGUUGCUACGGGCAACAGCAGAGGAGGACCUGCGGUCAGUGGUGGUGUUGGUAGCACACGGGUCGCGGGAUGAGGUAAAUGAGACGUGUGGGGAAGGAGACGGACGCACCGCGCUGCACCUGGCCUGUCGUCAGGGCAAUGUGGUCCUCACACAACUCCUGAUCUGGUACGGGGUGGACGUCAUGGCGCGGGACGCCCACGGGAACACUGCCCUUGCCUACGCGCGACAGGCCAACAGUCAGGAGUGUGUGGACACGUUGCUACAGUACGGCUGUCCCGACGAACGUUACCCGCUCAUGGCCACGCCCAACCUGUCGCGCAGGAACAACAACCGCAACAACAGCUGCAGCAGCACCUCCAGCGCGGCCGGACUCUGAGAGAGGAGGCGUCCCUGCUCCUCACACUCCUGUCGUGCCCUCCCUCUCUCUGUGUUAGUGCACCCACCCCGAACUUGUACAGACUCAUGACUAUGUUCACACACAAUAACAUGCUACACUCACAGAGAGGAUGGUGAUGAUGAUGAUGAAGAUGAAGAUGAUACACUAAAGGAACCACUCACGUUUCUCGUAGCCUCUAGUUGGGCCACAGAGGGGGCUGGUGAUUGGACUUUUAGCACCUUGUUUUUAG
Messenger RNA from Chanos chanos (milkfish), 2918 nucleotides. RefSeq names its product ArfGAP with GTPase domain, ankyrin repeat and PH domain 1 (gene agap1). Gene Ontology annotation, molecular function: GTPase activator activity; GTP binding; GTPase activity. Lineage: Eukaryota; Metazoa; Chordata; Actinopteri; Gonorynchiformes; Chanidae. The transcript has 19 exons. Gene Ontology annotation, biological process: activation of GTPase activity. Bases 29 to 2668 code for a protein of 879 amino acids. The record is from RefSeq and is a predicted model, not a curated record.